UGAGAAUCGCAAAGGUUUGUCCAAAACCGAUUCACCAAAAGUCUCAUCUGAGCUGUAAAUGGCAAAGAGAAUGGAGACCCUAUGGCGGGCGGCGACGGGCCAGGACCCGAGCCCGGAAGACUACGACGGCGUGGAGUUCUGGUCGAAUCCGGAGCGCGCCGGGUGGCUUACCAAGCAGGGCGAGUACAUCAAGACCUGGCGCCGCCGCUGGUUCGUGCUCAAGCAAGGCAAGCUCCUGUGGUUCAAGGACUCCUACGUCACCCGAAGCUCCACGCCUCGUGGUGUCGUCCCAGUGGGCACCUGCCUCACCGUCAGGGGCGCCGAGGAUAUCCUCCACAAGCCCUGUGCCUUCGAGCUCUCCUCCAACCAGGACACCAUGUACUUCCUCGCCGACUCCGACAAGGAGAAGGAGGAGUGGAUCAACUCGAUUGGACGGUCCAUAGUGCAGCACUCGCGGUCGGUCACCGAUUCCGAGGUCGUCGAUUACGUUAGCCGGGGGUGAUGAUCUGGAGGAAAUGAAUUAUCUUUCUUGUUUGUACACUGAGAGGUGCGCUUAAUAUUUGUAUAUUCCUUGUUUAUAAGGUUAUCUGCUUUGAUAUAGUAAAAGCUUGUAGUUUUCUGGAUCUUUCUCUGGUUUUCUAAUUAUGAAUUGAGAUGUUUUCUGUUAA
Corylus avellana is the source of this 668-nucleotide messenger RNA. RefSeq names its product pleckstrin homolog 1 (gene PH1). The record is from RefSeq and is a predicted model, not a curated record. Lineage: Eukaryota; Viridiplantae; Streptophyta; Magnoliopsida; Fagales; Betulaceae.